Molecule: messenger RNA, 3874 nt
Organism: Branchiostoma floridae (Florida lancelet)
Lineage: Eukaryota; Metazoa; Chordata; Leptocardii; Amphioxiformes; Branchiostomatidae
Product: exocyst complex component 2-like
Exons: 31
Coding region: 92-2935 (947 amino acids)
Biological process (GO): Golgi to plasma membrane transport; exocytosis
Cellular component (GO): exocyst
Source: RefSeq, a predicted model, not a curated record
CAUCCACUGACCGCCAUUUUGAUUUCCCAUCAUCCUUAUCGGGUAACAUGGCGGAAAGUGUUUGAUGUGUUGACAUCUCCACAUCAUCAUCAUGCCAAAAGAACCCAAAGUGACGGGUCUGUCCCCCAAUGAGGGACCUCCUGGGACGAAGGUCACCAUCCGAGGGGAGAACCUCGGGACGGGUGCAACAGAUCUUACUGGUCUGACGAUAUGUGGUGUGAACUGCCUGCUGACUGCUGAGUGGGUGUCGCCCAGUAAGAUCACCUGUAAGACGGGGCUGUGUAAGGGGAAGGGUGAGGUCAUCGUCACCACCCGCUCAGGUGGGCUGGGCACCUGCACCGUCACCUUCAGGGGAUAUGUCAUGCAAACAGGACCACUGGAGGAGUCAGCUGUUUGGAUAGAUGAGUCCACUACGACAGACAAGAGGGGGAGGUCCAAGUCUUCAUCCGCCCUCUUCCGAAAAAAUGAGGAUCCCCUUGGAAUGUCUAUGGAGGGGAAAGGCAAGUUUCCCAUUGAUCAGCUGGAAGAGAUGUUUCCAGAAGGAAGUGGCGAUCCAUCCAAUGAAAAGUUCCUGUCUGAAUGGUUUCUGAUAGAGAACCACCAUCACACAAGUUUUGAUGACCUGAAAACUGGCCUGUCCUACCUGAAGAGGAAGUCCAGUCAGCGGUCGGAGGGACCCCUGGCCUUCAUGAAGGGGAACCUCACCUCCAUCAUGGACUGUCAGGACGCUCUGGCUGCUCAGCAGGGGCAGUGGAUGAAAGCCACGUCAGCACAGGACCCUAUGCAUCAAGACCUGUUGAAAGACGAGAGCACCAGUGAGGGCGGGUCUAUCACUGAAAAACUGGAGACUCUUCUUAACAAUGCCAAUGACAAGGCUAAUGCCAUGUACCAGGAUGUGCUGGGCAGGAAGGACAAGGCAGACGCCACUCGGAAUGCCCUGAACGUACUGCAGCGCUUCAGGUUUCUCUUCAGUCUGCCUGGCAGCAUUGAGAGGAACAUUCAGAACGGUGAUUAUGACAUCGUCAUCAAUGAUUAUGCCAAGGCCAAGUCCCUGUUUGCCGACACUGAAGUCCAGGUGUUCAAGAGAGUGUAUCUGGAGGUGGAGAAGCAGAUUGAGACAUUCCGAGGUCAGCUGACAGAAAAGCUGAUGCAGCUUCCCUCUAGUCUGGAUGAGCAGAGCAAACUCAUCAGAUACCUGAUGGACCUGGGAGAACCUGGUGACCCUGCCUGGGACUGUCUGGUCAACCAGCAGAAGUGGCUGCUGCAGUUACUGUUCAGCUGCAAGGAGGAGCACAUAAAGCAAGCCCAGACCAUCCCGUCAGUGGCAGGUUCAGAAGGUGACACCCCCUCAUCACACACACCCCUGAAGUACAGGCCAAGUGUGGGGACACCAGGAUCUGUCUUCACUCCAGGACACUCCAGUGUGAAGAGGAUGCCCAGCUUCGGUUCUACCCAGUCUCCAGACCAGGCAGGCUGGAAAUUCAAGACACCCCAGAGGGUGCAGUUUGUGGACGAUCUGACAGACGUCCUUCUUGAGAACUUCCCGGACCUCUGGAAGCUUUGGGAGGGAUACUCUACUGGAAGUCUCCUGAAUGAAGCUGCAGAGAAAACUGAUGUAGCAAACCAAGAGAAGGAGUCAAAGUUCAAGAAAAUGGUGGAAGAAGUGAUGUCAGUCUACAGUAAGCUGUUGCGAGCGGCGUUCCUCCCCGAAACUUUGUCUUCACUACCAAAAGAGCAGAGGGCGAAAUAUGGGGUGUGGCCAGAGGGGAAGUAUGACAACAUGGCCCACUGGCUGCCACAGUUUGUCAGAACAAUAAGAUCAUGCAACAGCACCCUGUCUGGUAUGAACCUGCCUGAUGAGACUACUCAUGAUGUGAGAGAUGUGGCCCAGGAUACCAGAGUCCACUGUGUAACAACACUACUGCAACAGGCCACUGAAGAUGUGAAGGCCCUUAAUGACAGGGAGACUUGGACUGUGGAGAGAGAUGAUAGGGGUGGCAUCACCGCACUGCCCUUGUUAUUUGAGAACAUCAUCACAGAACUGAUCCAACACCUGAAGGAGGUGGUGCAGAGCAGGGCUGAGGAGUCAGAGAUUUUCAGAAGGGCAGACACACGGAUGAAAGUGUCCAAGCUUUGUGAAGACAUGUUGUCGGCUUUUGCUGACACCAUGGACCAGCUAGCUUUCAGAACAGAAAGUCAGGCAGAGGCAAUCCCGACGUCACAGCAGUCAUCAUCAGGCCAUAACGAGCUGACCAGUCCAUCAGAGCACAUCCCUCCAAUGGAACGCCGCCUGGUGACUGUGUUAAGCAAUUGCAGCCAUACGAGGGAAAAAGUCCUUCCAAAAUUGAUAGAUCUUCUAGAGAAGAAUGGAUAUCCCGAGGUGCAAAAAGUGCAAAAAGGUUGUCAGAGCUGUUUUUCUGCCCUGGAUGAGAAGCUGUUUGAUGCGUACCUGGAGCAGAAGGCGGACCCGCUGGUGGGGGCGCUGGAGCCGGGAGUGUACGCUGGGUACUUCAUGUGGAACGACUGUCUGCCUCCUAGAGGUGUGAGGAAUUAUGUGAAGGAAGCCCUGAUGAACCUGAUCGCUGUUCAUGCUGAGGUGUUUUCCAUCUCACCAUUGCUGGUGGAGAGGGUUCUGUCCCGACUUCUGCAGGCCCUGGCAGAGGAGAUGCUGAGGCUGAUGGAGUGUGUGACAGGCUGGAGCGCGGACGGAGCAAUUCAGGCACGUCUGGAGCUGUGUGCGUUACAAGAUGCUCUUGCACUGUACAAGACCCCAGAGUCCAGUAAAUCCUUCCAUGAUGCCUUGCAAAUGGUUCCUCCUGUGAAAAGUGCAGCAGACAGAAAAAAUCUAGAAGAACUUAUGAACAAGUUCAAGAGCAACAUGCAGUUGCAGCUAACGUGCUUUAGAAGUGACUCACUGAAGAGGACACUAGUCUGAUGACAUGUCUAAGAGAAAGUGUAUAGGAGUUGUUGUGGUGCUUACACUGAAGAUUAGAACGGAGCUGGUUGCAGUACCCUGAGGUUUUUCCAUACUUCUGAGAUCAAAUAGAGCUAGCCACAAUUUCUCAUUGUAUAUUGGUUGUGGUGACAUUUGAACUGCAAUAUCCAGUCAUAUUCUAAUAUCUUAAAUGUUAUGAAAUGAAUCAUAAAAAAGGUGGAUAUUUGCUGUACAUUUGUUAAUUUUUGUGAUGAAGAAAUACAGUAAGGCUUGUCUGUUGAUGUUUAGGCAUACAAAAUGUAGACAUGUACAUGUAAAGGCUAUUCAGGACUCACACAAAGUUUGACACUGAAGGUGAAAACCUCGUCAUGAGAAAUGGCAAUUACUUGAGUUCACAUAAUGAGGUUCCACAGAGGGUCACAAACCAACCAACACCGACACCCUGCAUAAGCCAGGGAGACACAAUUAUGACAGCACGUUGGUUUCUCUACCUUACGCCAGGCCGUACCUAUCCCAUCAUCCACCUGGUAGGGAAACGUAGAUGACAGGUUGCUGUGCUUAUUGGCACCUUGGGGUCAAACGUGAGCCACAGGUAGCACUUAUUAGAACUCCCCAGCUGCCGGCAGACGGGCCUGGGGAGGGCCGUAAGUGUGAGGUCUGUGACAUGCAGCUUAAAGGGAACAUGGGAAAUGGUCCUAAUCACCAUCCCAGGAGGAAUCAGCACCCAACUGAACUGCCAGGAGGGACUCAAAACAUGCAAGGGUUCAUCUUGUGCUUUUAUUUGUGGUGUGCUGCAGGAUGACACGUUUUAGGCCAUCGUGUUGUAACAGGUGUCCAGCCUUUCCAAGUAACACUCCAUCCCACAGUUGCUGCAGAACUCAUCACAAGCAGCAGGGGAUGUAACUUGUUACAUGCAAUUCGAAUGACAACUACAUUUUU